This is a messenger RNA of Bradysia coprophila, 818 nucleotides long. RefSeq lists its product as uncharacterized. The record is from RefSeq and is a predicted model, not a curated record. Lineage: Eukaryota; Metazoa; Arthropoda; Insecta; Diptera; Sciaridae.
CUUCACUUCUUUUAAACAGUGAUUGUCAUACAACGUAGACCAUUAGGAGGAUUUGUUUCAUAGUGAAAUUAUUGUGAACGUUUUCUUUACCAUAAGAAUAAUAAUUCCAAGACAAUGUUGUCGAAAAUCAUCUGUCUAAUUGUCGUUGCUUUCGUAUACAUUGCUAGUGGAGCACAAUUUCUAACAGCUCCAUACCAACAUCCAGAUUAUCCUGGACAAUGCUAUGAUCAAGAAUCAAAACAACCAGUUCAAGUAGGAGAAUCAGUGGACAGCUUAAAGGGAUGUAAAUGGCAACAAUGUCAACCUGACUUUAGCUUUGUCGGUUCAACAUGCGCUCCUACUGGUCAACCACCAGGAUGCACAGUUACUAAGCCUGACUUUACGAAGAAUUAUCCGAAAUGUUGUCCACAAGUGAUUUGUAAUUGAUGUUAUGAAAGAGAGUUCGUUUCAAUAAAGGUGUAUCUUUGUUUUGUGCAUAGAGUUAUGGGUUUUGCGUUUAAUUUAUCAUGUACGUUAUUGGAUAAGUGGGAGACGACGAUUAAAUGGAACCUCAUAUACUAACGCAAAAUCAGUUCUAUUUCCAUCAGACCAAUUUUUAAUCAAUUUAUCUACCAAAUGGGCAUGAUGAACAAAAUGAGAUUACUUAAUUAACCGAAACUUAAAAGCUUUUGAGAUUAAAAUCAUUUCUGUACCAUAAUCUCGACAAUUUUUUUUUCUUUUUCGAAAAUAGACAAGUCUUUCAUAAAUUACAAUUUAAUAAGCAAAUUGUUGAUGGCAUUAAAAAUGUGAAUGUAAAGGCAAAUUACUUGUUUUCAAUA